Messenger RNA from Synchiropus splendidus (mandarinfish), 2496 nucleotides. Its product is annotated as UDP-glucuronosyltransferase 2A2-like. The transcript is spliced from 2 exons. The coding region runs from base 520 to 2130 and encodes 536 amino acids. Gene Ontology annotation, molecular function: UDP-glycosyltransferase activity. The record is from RefSeq and is a predicted model, not a curated record. NCBI's taxonomy places the organism in Eukaryota, Metazoa, Chordata, Actinopteri, Syngnathiformes, Callionymidae.
CGGAUGCGAGCAGUUCCAGUUGGUAAACACUUGGGCAACAAAGAGUCAACAUCUGACUGGACCGAACCUACGGUCCCAUCUGGUGCAGGAUUAACAUGAGCAAGAAGUGACUCAAAACCAUCACCUUAAAGGGCACUUUGAUCUAUUUCCAAGUGUGUGUCGGUCAGAAGGUUGUGGACGGCUGCUCCUGAACUUGGGUUUAACACAUCGUCUCAUGGAAUGCGACCACAAGGAAUUAUUUCUCAGAAACAUUGGCAGUGUGCCUCUGUUGAAGACUCUGGAACAGUCAGCUGGUUUGAAUUUAAUCAUUUAGAUCACACAGUCCACUGGCCGUGGGGUCUGCUGGACCCUGUUGACAAGAACGCCCCUUGGAAAUUAGGAUAAACUUUGAAUCCUGGCAGCUAAAAUGUAACCGGUGAAACCACUCGGUUAUACAUUCACUGAUGUGCUCUGCCUUGCUGGGGGUAACACGAUUCUAGAAGUCAAACUUGGGAGUGACGCUGAGCAGAACUGAGCAGAAUGAAGCUCCCUCGGGUCCUGGCGUUCCUCCUGGUGUUCUCAGCAUCCCUCAGCUGCACCUGUGAUGGACACAAAGUUCUGGUUUUUCCCAUUGACGGUAGCCACUGGCUCAACAUGAAGAUCCUAGUGGAGGCACUGCACUCCAAAGGACAUGACAUCACAGUGCUGCGCUCGUCACAAAGCUGGUAUAUAUCGGAGGUUUCUCCCUUUUACACCUCCAUCACCAUCCAACAGGAGCAAUCCUAUGCCAUCGAGAGCCAAUCUGACAUGAACAGAUUCAUGACGCGGUCUUUGGAGGUCCGACAGAACCGAGGCUCUCUUUGGGCAUUUGUGGAGUUCUACAGGUUGCUGUUUGACUUGGUCAGAGAGAACCAGGCAGUUGUGGCACAACAGGCAUUGAGCAUGCUGGAAAACAAAACUUUGACUCAGCAACUGGAGAACGCGGCAUAUGAUGUCUUCUUGACUGAUCCUGUUUUUCCAGGUGGAGUUUUGUUGGGACACUAUCUGAAGCUUCCCAUGGUCUUCAAUGUACGAUGGAUUUUUAAUGGCGACGGCCACUUCUCCAUUGCCCCGUCUCCACUGUCAUAUAUCCCGCAGUUAUUCUCGCAGUUCACUGACAAGAUGGGCUUCUUUGAGCGAGUCAGCAACGUGAUCUACCACAGCAUCCUGCUGUACAUGCGCGCCUAUGUCUCAAACCCUCCAUAUCAGGCGGUGUGUGACAAGUAUUUCGGCCCUGAAGUCAACGUCCUGCAGCUCAUGCAGGGGGCCGAUCUGUGGCUGAUGAGAGUCGACUUCACGUUCGAGCUUCCUCGACCAACGAUGCCCAACGUCGUCUACAUCGGAGGGUUUCAGGGGAAGCCCGCAAAGCCGCUCCCGGACGAUCUAGAAGAGUUCAUGCAGAGUUCCGGUGAGCAUGGUGUGAUCAUCAUGACCUUGGGAACGCUGCUGGGGGACCUCGGCUCCGAGUAUUCCCAGCUCUUCGCCUCGGCAUUUGCCAACCUUCCUCAGAAGGUUAUCUGGAGACACAUCGGGGAGAAACCCGCCUCUCUGGGGAACAACACCCGGCUUGUUGAAUGGAUGCCCCAAAAUGACAUACUUGGUCACCCGAAAACCAAACUGUUUGUCACACACGGCGGCACCAAUGGACUCUACGAGGCCCUUCACCACGCUGUUCCAGUUUUGGGGGUCCCUCUCAUUUUUGACCAGUUUGACAACAUGGUUCGCAUGAAGGCCAAAGGAGUCGGAGAUUUCAUCGAACUGACCCAAGUGGAUGUGGAAACACUGACUGACACACUGAGGAACAUUUUGGACCCGCAGGCGAUGUAUAAGCAGAACAUGGUCAAGCUGUCACAGCUUCAUCUGGACAAACCCAUAGAGCCACUGGAGCACGCCAUGUUUUGGAUCGAAUACGUGGCCAGACACAAGGGUGCCGCUCACCUGCGCACAGACUGGCACAAGCUGCCGUGGUACUCGUACUACUGUGUCGACGUGCUGGCCUUUUUAGUGGCGGUGAUCUCGCUUGUCGUAGCAGUGCUCAUCACGUCCUGCAGGUGGUUGGUCCACACUCUGAUGAGGAAAAAGAAGUCCACAGUCAAGUCCAAGCAUGCAUGAAGCUUGAGGACUCUGAUUGUAGAGGCCAGAAUGGAAAGCUGUGACGGGGAAGUGAUCGUGAUCAUGGUCCAAUGAAGCUUUCCAGUGACGACAAUAAUCUGCUUGUGGGUGUAGAGAGGGAGGAUAUGUACUCGUCAUCAUGACAGGCUUCUCUGUAAACAACCGCUCCCGUGGUGUAGCACCCUCAGUAAUGGCACAAUGACGUGAUGAUAAUAAAGUAAGAAACGUUUGUCCUGAGUCAUGUGUUGAGGAACACCUCACCUCGAUCACAAACCUCACCCCUCUUCCUCACUUACAUGACAUUUAAAUCUAACUGGAGUCCCACUAGAUUUCUUCAUAUAAUUCUUUGAUCUCCAGAAAAGUGUU